Paralichthys olivaceus (Japanese flounder) is the source of this 524-nucleotide messenger RNA. RefSeq names its product molybdopterin synthase catalytic subunit. Lineage: Eukaryota; Metazoa; Chordata; Actinopteri; Pleuronectiformes; Paralichthyidae. Gene Ontology annotation, biological process: Mo-molybdopterin cofactor biosynthetic process. The record is from RefSeq and is a predicted model, not a curated record. Gene Ontology annotation, molecular function: molybdopterin synthase activity. Gene Ontology annotation, cellular component: cytosol.
AUGUCAGAGGAGCGGAGAGACAUCCUCAAGCUGAGCCGUGAUUGGCUGCCUGUUCAGGAAGUGGUGGAUGCCGUCAGCAGCGCUUCCUGUGGAGCUGUUUCAGUGUUUAUAGGUACAACACGUGAAGAUGAGGUGGACGGCAGGAAGGUGAUUGGUCUGGAGUACGAGGCGUACGAGCUCAUGGCCCAGUCAGAGUUCACUAAACUGUGUGCUGACAUUCGAGAGCGCUGGCCAAGUGUGACGCAUAUCUGUGUCCACCACAGGCUAGGGUGGGUGAAGGUGGGCGAGGCCAGUGUUGUCAUGGCGAUUUCGACACCUCAUCGCCAUGACAGCCAGCAGGCAAUCCAGCAUUGCAUCAGCCAGCUGAAGGCCAAUGUCCCAAUCUGGAAGAAGGAAGUGUAUGACACGCAGGAGGCCAGCUGGAAGGAGAACUCUGAGUGUCCCUGGUCGAACAGUGGAGCUCAGAGAGAAAACAUUAACAUGUCGGUGUGAGCUGCUGCAAAUAAAGUGUAUAGUGUUAUCGA